ACCAAAACGAACGGCAAACUCCAACCUCAGUAGUAGACCCACAAUGCAUUUCACAUAUCCUCUGUGAUUGGUGGAGACCUCGACAACAGCCCGCCUUCUGUAAAACUAUCCAAUUACCGAACAGAGCACAAUGUUUAGCGUCUACCACGCUUUGUGUUGUGGGGUUGAGAAUCGAAGAAUUGUCACGGCUGUGCAACUUUAGUUACUGGGAUAGGAGUUACUUUUCCUCCAGAGCUUCAGUAUACUCGUAGAGCUAUUCAUCAGGGAGCCACUUUUCUGCAGGGCUACAUUCUACAAGACAACACUGAAAUCUCUUUUUUAAAACAGCACUCAAUGGAGGAGAGCCAAGAUUUCUCACUUUGUGGUAAAGCCGCUGUAACUGAAAAUAAUUUGAGAGAUGAGUACUAUUGGAAGCUUGUUGCAGACUUCAUUGGUGCUCAAUCAGGAGAAGGACUGGAGCUGGAAAAGGCGCCAUGCAGGAACAGAGUUUUGAUUCAAGUAGGACUUAUGAGAGAGGAAAAUAAUUUCCCAUGGCUUGCCGUUUUAGAUUGGCUCAAGAAAACUUUCCCCAGUCAUCAGUCAGCUGACUUCCGUCGUUUGAUUGAAAGAGGCAUCGCGACAACCUUGAGUCUGGGAAGUAUCGCGAGGCGGACUUUCCUGGAGUCAGACGUCAACUUUAACUUUGUUGGCCCAAUAUGUGAUAGCAUCGGAGUUGAACGACAACAUCUUUUGGAAAUGAGGGAUUUUUCAGAGCGAGCGCAGUCAAUCGAAGUCACAAACGGUUUGAUUCUCGAGUUAUGCAACUUUGUCACCAGGGAGAGAAUUGCGCCAGUGGUUCUAGUUACUUGGCUUAAGAACUUCAACCCUGAGUAUUGUAAGAAUGGGGACAUUCAAAAGGCAUAUAAAGUCCUUAGAACCAAGAUAAAAAAGUUAAAACAGUAUUGCCGGAAUUAUGAAACGAGGAGUCACAGGAGAAAUGCUGUGAUGGAAAAUGUGCUUCAAAGUCCAUUUGAACUGGUGCGGAAAAAAAUGCCACGAUUAAUUGCGAAGAAACGCAUUAAGAAAGACGAAACAAUAAAUUAUGAAAAAGUUACAAUCAAGCAGGAGUACGAGAGCUAUGAAAUCAUGCAAGAUGAGGAGCCCGAGAUGAACAGACUGAAAGACGUCUCUAUGCGCGAUGAAAGUGAUGAGGAUUUAGAUGAAUCCAAGAGUGAAGAGGAAACCUCAGUUAACAAACAAGAGGCUCUGACUCUACUUGACAUUGCAAUGGUGUCCGUCCAAAAGAUGUCAGGAGUGUACGGCGGAAAAAACGAAGCAUGUAAGCAAGUUUGCUUAGAUCUCCUCAGAAAUCAGUAUGCUCUUACAUGCAGGGAGCAUCCAGCCAUGUUAGAAUUUGAGAGAAAACUGGACACAUUCAGUGAAGACAUUUCACUUGUUUAUCCCGCGGUGUUUUUAAACUGCAACGCCAACUUCCUCGUUGACGUCUAUGAUGCCGUGGAGAAGCAGAUUAUGAACUUUGAAAGAGAGAUAAUUCUGUCGAUGGGAGAGAAACUGGGCCGCGACAAGCUUCCAAAGUUCAAGAACUUUGUGAAUAUGUCAGAGAGCGCCACCUCGCGCUACAUCCACAUGGCUUGUGAUAUCUUAAGCCCGAGCACCCGUGCCACCCAAAACUACAGGAAACACUGGGAAGCAUUUUGUGAGGAAAAAAAUAAUCCAUCCAGACUUACGGCAAAACAGUCGAACCGAUUCAAAAACUACUUUGAAGCUGCAGCGGGUCUUAUCCACCAUCACAAAGAGAUGGCUCUUUUCUUCUCUGAUUUGCUGUCGAUGGACAACGACGAAUGCCCAAACAUUAUUCUGGAGUGUGUUGCCACUGAUGCUAAUGAUUCGGUGAUACAGAGCCUUGUAUGCGUUCUUGCCAUUGUCUACUGCAAAAUCGUCGGCCCUUACUGGCAGCUUCUGAAAAGCGGAGGAGAGUACUCGCUCUUCAGCCAGUACAUACUCUGUCUCUACCAAAAGUACCUUGAUUGGUCCAAAGAUCCUUCAACACUGCUGGAACCUGAAGGGGCCACCAAUGUUUUUCUGCAGUUCCCAUUGCAGGAGAAAACUUUUCAUGGAGUGUUUCAUUUCUGUGGCCAGUGGCGCACGAAUAGAGACCUAAUCAGAGCGUGCUUGAAGAGGAUAAUAAAGGUGAUUGCAGCGGUCACUGAGGAACACCUUAAGGAUUUCCUUCCAGGGGGACCAUUUUCCCAAGUUCCUUCACCUGAUUUGAGCUUAAAACUUGUAAAUUGCACGUUCUCUGUCUUGAUGGCAGAAUAUCCCUCAGGCCAUGCAGACCCUUACAAAAAGGAAAAAUCUCCAAAGUCCUCCAAACGCUCUUACAAGAGCUUGGACAGCUCUCAGGAAGACGAUGGCCGAUCUGGCUCAUCUGAUGAUGUUGGCUCUGAUGAAUCUUCCGGUUGGCAUGCCAAGAGGAAUACACACACUGGCCAAAAAGAGGACUACAGUCCUCAGAUGAAGAAAGGUAUCAGUAUUAAAAAAGAAAAGGUACCAAAGGUACAUGAAGAGCUUGAGGAGAACAUGGAUAGGGAUUACAUAAUCGCCACAGUGAACAGAAACGGAGGGCCAUGCAAGUCCCAGCAGGAUGUCGACAAAAUGCUGCUGCGUUUUGAUGGCAAACCCAGAGCGGAGAAACGGGAAGCGAUGCGUUGUGAAAUCUUGUACCAUAAAAUGAUACUAAACAACCCAGACCCAAACUUGUGUUGUGAUUUCCACAACAGCACACAAAUGGUGUUAAAGCUGAAGCUCGCACUUCCUCGUGUCAAACCUGGGUACUCUCUUGUUUGGGCGCCGAGAAAGACCAAAAUAAAGCCUGUGUUCCAAGACGCAACAGAUGCUGCCACUGGUUACGGUGAAAACAGCCACCCAUGACAGCUUUCACUGCAUCUAAAAAGUGUGAUAUUGAGAAAGAAUGAUGUUAAUGUGACUUCCUCAUAUGAUUUUUUUCAUUUACAAACAAUCAAAAAUACACACAAUGACCUCAGUAUUUCCACAAAAGUGCAAUAAUGUAUGACUCUGUCCCAGAUGUAGCGGUUGUGUGUUACGGUGCUUGCACAUCCAGCAGAUGGGAAAGAACUAUUGGUGACGAAGGCUGACUGUAGCGUCUCCUCACAUUGCCAGUGUCUUGGCCAAAAACAUGAACACACACUGCAAAGACUACAGUCGAAGGCCAACUAGCAAGGACAGUCCGAGAGGAAAUAACUCUUCAUGUCAGCAGGCAGCGAUAAUCUAAUUGUCAUUUGAAAAGGUAAACUCAAUUCAGUUGUUAAAUUGUACUUGUUUAGUGGCCAGCUGACUGGCUAGUUAGCUUGCUUGCUUGGGGGUUCUGUUCCCAGUCUAGUACUGACAACUGCAGAGGAAGAGAUGUGAAUACACUUUAUGUUACGUAUUAUGGUAUAGGAAAUAAUUGUAUUUAUUUUGUAAUGUAGGUAUGUAAAUCUUUCAAAAUGCUUGCUUAUCAUGUAAUUAGAGAAAUGUGUAUGGGAUUGAUUAGAUGAGAUGAUGAAAAAUAAGUUUUCUGUGUGUCAAUUCUACUGUUGAUUAUUUUUUUUUUCUUCUUGUGCACUAAUUUGCUUAAGCUAAGUAGCCAAUUAAAUGGAUUCCUCUCACCCUUUCAACAUGUUUAAUCUGCUGGGGAAAAAGCGUCAAGUAGCAAAGGUUCAGACACUGCAAAACCUAGACAACUUGGAGAAAUGGCCGACAAUCUCCUUGGUGUGUCAGCACCUUUACUGUAUUUCCAUUGCCAAUCGAUGUGGUUUGGUUUUUGCGGCCCUUACACUUUUGGUAUGGUUGCAUAAUUUGCAUGGUGAUGUAUUGUAACAAGGCUUUUCUAGAAAGUUAGCCCCAUUUUCUUUUUUUGCAGAGAAGUUAUUUUUUUAAUAUGAGAUUGUACCCAUUGUGAUCAUGCAGAAGUCAGUUGAUAAACCACUGCUGCCUUAAAAUAUAUUGUAAUAACCUCUGACAAAAUAAACAUCUUUGUUCAAA
Etheostoma spectabile (orangethroat darter) is the source of this 4044-nucleotide messenger RNA. RefSeq lists its product as uncharacterized. Gene Ontology annotation, molecular function: 3'-5'-RNA exonuclease activity. The record is from RefSeq and is a predicted model, not a curated record. Lineage: Eukaryota; Metazoa; Chordata; Actinopteri; Perciformes; Percidae. The transcript is spliced from 4 exons. Bases 334 to 2931 code for a protein of 865 amino acids.